AUGAGUCUGACGGGCACUCCGGAUGCAGCCUCAAGCCAGUCGUCAGAGGCCUGGGAGCCUUCCAAGCAACCCGGUGCUGUCGCAGCCGCCCUCUGCGUCGCCUUUGCGUUGCUGAUCGGCCUGGGUCUGUAUAUGUUUGCCUGGAAGAAGGUGAACAUUCAUCGCCGCCCGUUCCUGCCGACAUCCACGCCACAAAGCAUGCACCAGAACCAGUACCGGCUUCCAGUCUCAAUACCGCUCACUCGGUCCCGCACAGUUCCCCUGCCAACCAGACCUCCGUUGGCCAAACUUGCUCACAGCAAGCUUGAUGCAACCGCCCAGCUCGCCACAGCGACGACGUGCUCAGUCUGCCUAGAAGACUUUGCUGUUGGAACUGUGGUAGCUCAGUUACCAUGCGGUCACAUCUUCUGCUCUGAGUGCAUUGAGCCAUGGCUUAUGAAGCACGCAGUCACAUGCCCACUGUGGUAA
Messenger RNA from Colletotrichum siamense, 468 nucleotides. It is a transcript of the gene Rnf149, whose product is annotated as E3 ubiquitin-protein ligase RNF149. Lineage: Eukaryota; Fungi; Ascomycota; Sordariomycetes; Glomerellales; Glomerellaceae. Bases 1 to 468 code for a protein of 155 amino acids. Gene Ontology annotation, molecular function: ubiquitin protein ligase activity. Gene Ontology annotation, biological process: ubiquitin-dependent protein catabolic process. The transcript has a single exon. The record is from RefSeq and is a predicted model, not a curated record.